This is a messenger RNA of Cotesia congregata, 342 nucleotides long. NCBI's taxonomy places the organism in Eukaryota, Metazoa, Arthropoda, Insecta, Hymenoptera, Braconidae. The record is from the annotation of a GenBank genome assembly.
AUGAAUAAGGCAAUAAAACCGAUUGCGGAUGCAUUAAAAAGAAAUAAAAAUCUAAUUAAUUUGGUAAUUAAACCAGCAAUUAGUAAUUCUUUAAAAGUGUCGUGGAUUAACCGGGUUAAUGACUUAAUCGAUAGUGUUUGGUGGUCAAUGUUGUACGCAACCAGGGAAAAAGCGGAUAGCUGUCCCUCGGCUGAUGAGGAUGAGGCGGCGGAUGGGGGCCUCCCGAAGCGGCUCCAUGAGAAUACGGCCCAUGCGGCGAGCCAUGCGGCGCACCACCAUGAUGCGCUUGUAACGCUAGCGCAAGAUUCGAAGCCUGGAAGUUCUGCGCCGCGGCUAAAUUAG